Peromyscus californicus insignis is the source of this 4250-nucleotide messenger RNA. RefSeq names its product chromosome unknown C1orf35 homolog (gene CUNH1orf35). Lineage: Eukaryota; Metazoa; Chordata; Mammalia; Rodentia; Cricetidae. The record is from RefSeq and is a predicted model, not a curated record. Bases 1305 to 2423 code for a protein of 372 amino acids. The transcript has 5 exons.
AGGUAUAGGAACAUCAUUCUAUCAUUCUACAGAACAUACCCUAUUCUGUAGAAGCUGAGGAAGGUCCCAGGCAUUCUUAUGUUCCUUGCCACAUUGGUUGACAUUCCAAUUUCCCUUUUUGAGAAAUAUCAACAUGAGAUGUUUCUAUCUUCAUGUCAAAUUCAUUAUAUCCUCACAUAACAUUAAUUCAAACCCCAACACAAAAAGAACCUCACCACCCCCAAAAUCAUCCGGAUGCCAGCACUGUUGAGUUUGGACAAAGGAUCUGUCCUGGGUUCUAGACAGCGAAUAUCUCAUUUUUAUACUCCAGUGACAGAAGGCAAGAGAGUUCUCCAGGAUUCUCUUCAUAUGGGCAUUAAUCUAUGAGACUCUACCUCAUUAUGUCAAAGGCCCAGCCUUCAAGAACAACUCUAGUGGAAGAUUUAAACAUGGUAAUGGGGGUGUGUUUUGCCACACAUCUAUUACAGACAGGGCUGAGACUAUAAUACAGAAAAAUUGCACUCAUCAUUUAAGCUUUAGCCCAGAUACCGACUCGAUCAUUCAUUGGCUGCCAGGUACAACUAAUGAUUCUUUUCAGGGCCAAAUGACAGUGCUAAACCUAUCUUCAAAGAACUUAAGUUAUUCUUGACUUCUUGGUCAUGCCCAAUCAGAACAAAAUGCAAUUAGCUCUGUUCUUCGUACUUCGUAGGUCAGUAAAGUCUCACCUACACAGAAUACAGAUCACUGUGGUUUAGGGAUGCUUGGACUUUGUGGCCUUUAUCUCACUUUCGUGCCACAAUCUGCCACCCAGUGCACAGAAGAGUUGAUCUGUUUCUUUGGCGACUUUAUCCGCCCCUCAGUGUUCCGGGAAGUUUUGCCACUAUUUGACUGCGUUUCAGCACUGACCUAGACCUUUGGAGUUAGCACGCCUGGCUUUCCAGGAGGCAAGGCGUCAAGUACAAGCCCUGCGGCGCCCUCCUGGUGUCACCAAAGUUUGUCGGCAUCCCAAUCCACCGAGGAUCCUAACACAAGGGUGACACGUGAGGUGGCACAGCAGCCGUUUUUUUUUCAAGGUGCUAGUGCGCAGGCGCAUGUGGUAAUGGGAUAAAGGAUACGCCUGUGGGUCUAGUUUGGACUGAACACCGGAUGCAAAGAGGGACUUCGGCUGAGGCUGCCCGAGCCACACACUGCGCAGGCGCGCGGACACCUUCGUGAGCGGCGCAGGCGCGCGAGUGACGUCACGGCGAGCGUCCGGAGGCCCGGUGGUGCGGGAGUCCGGCGCUCGGGGCUGCGGGUCCUGGAGAUUGUGCAGGGUCUCCGACGCCAUGUUCGGCUCCAGCCGCGGCGGCGUGCGUGGCGGGCAGGACCAGUUCAACUGGGAGGACGUGAAGACCGACAAGCAGAGGGAGAACUACCUAGGCAACUCGCUGAUGGCGCCAGUGGGCCGCUGGCAGAAGGGCCGCGACCUCACCUGGUACGCGAAGGACCGUGCGCCGUGUGCCGGCCCGAGCCGUGAGGAAGAGCUGGCGGCUGUGCGCGAGGCGGAGCGCGAGGCGCUGCUGGCCGCACUGACUUCGUGGAGAUCUGCAAACGGGAAGGAGGCGACCCUGAGGAGAAGGGCGUGGACCGGCUGCUGGGCCUGGGCAGUGCCAGGUGCGGCGGGUUGGGGAGAAGCAGGCAGGACUGGGUGGUGGUCCAGAACUGUCCUCAAUGCUCUGUCUUCUGCAGUGGCUCCGCAGGCCGUGUGGCACUAUCCCGGGAAGACAAAGAGGCUGCCAAGCUUGGGCUGUCAGUGUUCACGCACCACCGCGUGGACAGCGAAGGCCCAAGCACAGCCCCAUCUGCUGCCAGAAAGAAGCCCCGUGCUGAGGACAAGGCCGAAUUGGAUACAGAGAGCUCUAAGAAAAGUAAGAAAGAAAAGAAACACAAGAAGAAGAAACACAAGAAACACAAGAAGAAGAAAGACAAAGAAUACAAAAGGGAGACUGACAGCUGCCCAUCAUCUCCCUCCCCUGCUCGGCCCAGACACCAGAGACAUGAUUCUGACUUCUCCCCCUGCUCUAAGAGGAAGCGGGGACAUAGCCAGGACAGUGGAAGGAGCCCAUCCCGCAAACGACAAGACAGAGGCUUUGAUGACUGAGAAUGUGGCUAGACCAAAGGACACCAGAAGCCCUGGUUGCCCUGAGCUGAGACCCUGCCCACCACCAAGCUUUGUGGGGUCUAUAAAGAGUAGUCACUGGAUGCCAAGUGACUACCAGCCCCCUCCCUACUUGCUCAAACUAACCAUUCCCAUCCCUGUCUGGGAUAAUGCAGGUGGUAGGAUUCUGAACCAAGCUUGUUGGACCUUGGGAUCUAUUUCGCCAUUUGGAGGCAACUUAUGUGGCAACCACUCCAGGCAGCUGAGGAAUGGGGUCCUAGGUGACCAGAGACUAGUGGUUCUGUGAAGGUAGUGCCCUUGUCUUGCCCCCAUGCCAAGGAAGAUAUAGUUGCCCAGAAGCCUAAGGCCAGACUCCUGUUUCUGCUGCCACAGUACAGGCCCUUGAGGUUUAGGGGUGUGUGUGUGUAUGGAUAUCUGGUUACUUCUACUUUUUGUAUCAACCCACUUUGUACGUAAGUAAAUGUAUUUUAAAAGUAGAGUGUAUCAUCUCACUGAGGGCAGGUUAGGCUGGGAUCCUGUGGCCCCAGCAUGGGGCAUCCAUCCAGUAUACCUGAAGGCAGGGUCUAGGGACCAGAAUCCUAUCCUUGAGGCUGCCUUAAGACCAUACAAAUGACCAAGGAGUUGGAAGAACACUUUUGUGGAUAUGAAUGAAUGCACCUGCUGUCUGCACAAGAGGUCCAGUCUGGUUCCUACCUAGGCAGAAGCAGUGGGUUCAGCAGACAAAUAAUAGCAAUUUUAGGGCCUGUAUGCAUGCAUGGGCAGACAGUAGAAAUCAAGCUAGACUCUCUCUAUAUAUAGCAAGUUGUUCUCUUCUGAUUGUAAAACAGUAUCUGCUGGGUGGGGAUACUUCCUGAGACUCAAGCUGUGGCUUGUACAUUGACCUGUGCCCUUCAGGUGGCCACCUAAGCAUGAGUGAAGAUUAGUUAUCUAAAACACCACCUCAAGGGAGUGAAGGUCUGUCCACUUAGGCAGGGGCCCACUCAGGACUUUGGAUCUCCUAGUGGCCACAUCCACCCAGAGACAUGUACAAUCCCAAGGCUGGCCACCUACUGAAAGGAUAGGAGGCAUACCUCAGUUGUCACAAAAGCACCAAGGCUGGUAGUGACCCUGAGACGUGAGGGGAGCCAACAAGACACCCAGGUCUCACCGACUUCUACCAGGGCUUGGAGGGUACCUGUUUUCUCUUGAAUUAAAAGGGCUCUCUUAGGAGGCAGCCUGGCAGUGGUGACACUAACACACAAGCCCAUCAAAUAGUUAAGAGACUUUAUUCUAAUAGCUAUAAUUACAGUGCUUGUCGAAAUGAAAACUGAAAACAAGUAUACAAAACAGUUGAUUACUAAUUGUGUAUUGAAAGCAGUAAGAGGUUCCACGACACCAAAUAAACCAGUUCUGAGAUUUCCCCAAGAUAAAUUUAACAGCUCCAGCUUCUUCAGUGUUUAUCAAAAUACAAAAGAAAAAAGUAGAGGUCGUCUUUCGAUGGCAAAUCGGACCCUUGCAGGCUGAGGGAGAAAGCUACUUCACACAUGGAGAUGGGGGUGCUCCAGGAUGUGGGUCUGGAAUGGAUCGACCCUCCCAGCUUGCACACGCUCCUGCUGGUGAGACCCAGGCCUCCUGCCAGCGCGUCCAAGUGGGCCCAAGAGUAAGCUGGGUAUGUAGGCUGCCAUCUGGCCCGGCCACACACCAAAUACAAGCCGGGCCCUGCACCGCACAAUGGCUCCCAGCCCACCCCUAGGUGACCAUGUGAGCACAAGUACAAGCACAAUGCUAUGGAAUGCAGGUGACCCAAAGACAGGCGAGUCACGGGGGCUCUACUGUGACCAUGCAGCGGAUGGUGGUUUGUCACCUUCUCUCCUGUCCCCACGGGAACAGGUGAUCCGAUGGACUAGCAUUCAGGCCAUUACUGCAAAACCUACACUAGGCAUAGUCUCCGUUCUGUGUGUUCAAGUGUUCUUGUCCUGUAUUUUUAACUAUUUUAAAAAAUGCACUGAGUUUGGGUUAAAAACCAACCACCAAAUGGAUACUGACACCAGUCUACAGCCCAAUGGCUCCCGGAGGCCAGGUGCCCCUACACCCAAAUCCCUUCUCAGUACUGACAGUGAGUUGAUUCUCUUUU